Molecule: messenger RNA, 1235 nt
Organism: Micropterus salmoides (largemouth bass)
Lineage: Eukaryota; Metazoa; Chordata; Actinopteri; Centrarchiformes; Centrarchidae
Exons: 2
Coding region: 36-689 (217 amino acids)
Source: RefSeq, a predicted model, not a curated record
CCUCUGAGAUUGUCGAUGAAAUCUGUGGGGAAAAAAUGAUCGUGCCUACAUCAACAAGGUGGAAUUCCUUCCACGAUGCCUUGUCCCGUAUUAGUGACAUCCCGGCCCAAGAUUUGAAUACACUUUGUACCAGACUGGACAUCAAAGGCCCGACGGAGCGCGAACAUCUAUUCCUAAAGGAAUACUGCAGUGUUUUGAAACCACUGACAGUAGCACUGAAUAUCUUGCAAGGUGAAGAUAACUGCUACUAUGGUACUCUUCUACCAACACUGGAGACCCUGACGUCAAGGAUGCUCGCACUCCAAAAUGGAUUGUCAAGGAUGACAGCAGACCUACCAGAUGUAAUUAUACAGGCUAUCAAGAUGCGAUUCGCACCAGUGUUGGAGAGCAGGGAAGCUUUAUUGGCUGCCUUGACGUUGCAGAAAUUUAAAGUUCUGUGGAUAGGGGGAGCAGAGCGGAGAGAAGCGGCGCGUGCGCUGCUCAUCGCAGAGUGUCGCACUCUACGCCAUGAUGCAGAGCCGGCUGAGAAUAAAAACAGAGAAGUUGCCGCACACAGCAGCGCCAAUGAGAAGGACUUUUUUUCUUUUGAUGAGGAGGAGGAAGACGCAAUGCCCUUUAGUGCAGACUCAAAGGUACAUGAGUACAUGAGAUCAGGCUCAGAGUUGGAAGUUGUCAACCGUUUCCCCUGAGUGAAAGCUGUGUUCAUGAAAUACAACACUGCCACACCAUCCAGUGCACCAGUGGAAAGGCUGUUCGGCCUGGGAGGUCUUGUGCUUACCCCCAGAAGAAACAGACUUUCAGAUAAACGUUUUGAAAGACUUCUCCUGAUGAGGUAUAAGCACCCAUUCUGUGCUGAUGUGGAAUAGCUGCCACCCAUGCUAUAGACAACUCAAGCCUAUGCCUAAUAUCCUCUUUUCUAUCUGCCAUCAUACUGUGAAGAAGGGUCAGCAUAUUCAGUUAACAUAACCUUUUUAAUUCUGAGGCUAGUCAUGUUUUAAGUUGUGCUUUAUUUUAUUUUGACUAAAAUGUCUUUGCCUCUUAGCUGUAUUAUGCCAUUUUAUUUUAUUUACACAAGCCAUCGACAUCAAACCAUUUUUAAGUUAUUCUUUUUUCUGUUGGAUUAAGAUGAGGUAUUCAUGUUUUAUUUUGAGACAUAUGACCCAUUUUGAGGUUACCAUGUUGUUCCUAAGGAGCCUAUGGAUACUAUAUUUAUAAUAAAAAGCGCAAAAGAAAUA